GCACUGCGAGAAGAAGAAGAAGAAGAAGAUGACGCAGAAAUCGAAUCUUUUCAAAGGCCAACAGAAGAAGAAAAUCAUCCCUCCUAAUCGCCACGGAAAAGCGCCUCCAACUCGCAAAGGGAAGAGAUUCGUGAAGCCAUUGAAGGUCACUAAGGACAUGGAGAUGGACCGGGUAAGUGUUCACUCGCAUCAGAGCUUAAAUUUGUUCUGUCAAUAGAAUCUGCCAGCUUAAUGAGGCCAAUCUAUUAGCUUAAUGAGGCCAAU
Rhodamnia argentea is the source of this 264-nucleotide messenger RNA. RefSeq lists its product as uncharacterized. The record is from RefSeq and is a predicted model, not a curated record. The transcript has 2 exons. Lineage: Eukaryota; Viridiplantae; Streptophyta; Magnoliopsida; Myrtales; Myrtaceae. The coding region runs from base 29 to 217 and encodes 62 amino acids.